UUAAUAUAGUCUAUGAUGAAUAAAACUAAAAGACAUUCAUAUUAACAGUUUUUAGCUCUAACAUGGACUCUAAUCUUUCUGCUGAACAGAGCGCUGACAUUUACAGACUCUGUUUGUGUCUCCUCAGUUAGCGAAUGCAGCAGCAUCAUGUCAGUUGUUGGUCGAGUGGGUCAGAACAUCACUCUGCCCUGUAGCUACAACACAAAGAGAAAUGUUGUACGCCGGGUGUGCUGGGGUCGAGGAGAUAUUCCCAACUCAGGCUGCAGCAAAGAACUCAUCUCCACAGAUGGACUCAAAGAGUUCACAGAAAGAAGGUAUCAGUUACGAGGAUGGCUGGACGAGGGAGACGUCUCAUUGACCAUCCUGAACCUCACAGAGUCAGACGCCGGACGCUACGGCUGCAGAGUACAUAUACCGGGGUUGUUCAAUGAUGAAAAACAUCAUGUAGAUCUGACCAUAGAGGAAGCUACACAGACAGCAACAAAAACAUCAGGAUACAGAGAGACGACUACAGAACCAACACAAACUUAUACAGCCGGUCAGCUGACCUCCACAGAGAUGGCGUUUACUUCCUCCUCCAGAAGCAUGAGGGCCGAGCCUCAGCAGGAAAGCAGUAGUCUGACGAUGGUUCUGGUGCUGGUUCUGCUGGGGUUACUGGCUUUCACAGCAGGCGGAGUCCUCUUGAUCACCAGACGAUGGAGGCGACUCAAAGUGCCUCAGCAGCAGGUCAGCAGCUCGGCUCGCUUCAGUCUGACUCCGUCCACUUUGCAGCUCCACAGACGAGAAUCAGUCGUGGAAAACAUCUAUCAGAUAGACGGAGGAGAGUACGAGUACUGCCCCUGAGCCCUGAAGCUCCGCCCACUGACAACAAGACCAGCUCUGGACAAAGAAGAACUACCCCGCUUGAUGUAAGGCAUUCAGAGAACCUGCAGUUCCCAAGAUGACCACUGGGAGGACAGUUCAAAGUGACAAAUUAUGAGACACUGAAAACAAAUUUCAGCCCACAGAGACGACUGCUGUCAGAAACAACCAAUCACAGAGCUUCAGAUAUGAAAAACAUCAAAAACUGUUUAAAAAAGUGGGCGGAGUCGCCAGGUCGGGAAAGUGAAUGCAUCACAGACUUUUAUUUAACUGCUGUUUUUUAAAUGUCCAGCAGGGGGCGACUCCUCUGAUUGUUUAUCAGUCUGUGAGAAAAUGUUCCUCCUCCUCAGCUGAUUUAUUCCCUCAGUAAACAUUUUCCUAAUGAGUUUAUGUUCUCAAUCUCUAUUUUCAAGUCUUCUUCAACACAGCAUGAUGUUCAUUUAGUAAAUGAUGGUCCCAUUUAGAGUCAACUCAAACUCUGAGUAGUCUGCUACUGUCUGACGGUAAUGUGCCUUAAGAAAAGAUGGCAGACUUGUCUUUCAUUCCUGUGAAUCCACCAGUUAACGAUAAACAACUUCCAGAUAUGUAAUUUUUUGGUUCAUUACAUCCACCAGAGGAGCCCCAGAGGAGAAGCUGCUGAGUCCCAGUUUCACUUUAAAAAGUAACAAAGAGGAAUCUCUCUCGCUUUUAUUCAUCUGUAUUGGUGGAUCUCAGUUUCAUUGUAAACAGUAAGUUACACAGAGGCUUCAUCUCCCCAGAACACCUGUUUAUUCAUUUCUGGUAAGUCUCAGUUUCACUGUAAAUAGUUAGUUAUAAAGUGACUUUGCCUGCCCAGGUAACACCUGUUCAUCUGUUUUGCUGGGUCUGAGUCUCAUCGUAAAUAGUUUGUUACACAGGGGCCUGAAAUAACAUGAUGCAGAUUUGUGAAUCCUAAGACACUUUUAAAAAAGAACUCAGUAUACAGUAGAAUAUUGAUCAUGUUAUCUGAAACUUCCAAUGAAACUGGUCAAAUAAACAGUUAAUCAAUAAAUCAAAAAUAUUAA
Notolabrus celidotus (New Zealand spotty) is the source of this 1904-nucleotide messenger RNA. RefSeq names its product hepatitis A virus cellular receptor 1 homolog. The coding region runs from base 148 to 843 and encodes 231 amino acids. Lineage: Eukaryota; Metazoa; Chordata; Actinopteri; Labriformes; Labridae. The transcript has 6 exons. The record is from RefSeq and is a predicted model, not a curated record.